Messenger RNA from Cladocopium goreaui, 6363 nucleotides. The record is from the annotation of a GenBank genome assembly. NCBI's taxonomy places the organism in Eukaryota, Dinophyceae, Suessiales, Symbiodiniaceae.
AUGCCGCGGGCUGUGCAGCCACCGAAGAAGUGUGGCGUGCGGCAAUGCGAAGCCAGUGUGCUGCCAGCUCGGUGGGACGAAGACCGUCAAAUCUGGCGUUCACGAUGCGAAAAGAAGCGAGCAGGGAAUCAACUCUCGAACCACGAAUGUUGGUACGACGAAGACGAGAAGGUUUGGGUCUGGACGUCAUGUUUGAGCAAAGCCCUUGGCACCAAGGGGGCGCCCAAAGGCAACGGAGAAUCGCAAGGAGCCGAAGUGCCAGAGGAGGUUGGACCAGAAGAACCACAUCCGAAAGGUGCUUCUAAUUCAAAAGGGAGAGGAAAGAAUGGCAAAAAGGGUUCCAAAGGUACCCAGAAUUCCAAAGGCAAAGGCAAUGCAGCAAAUAAAAAAGAUGCACAAGGAGACAAGCUCUUGGAGCAGACUGAUGGCACCGGGAAACAGGAUGGAGGAGACAAACUCUUGGAGCAGACUGAUGACACCGGGAAACAGAAUGGAGGAGACAAGCUCUUGGAGCAGACUCAGGAUGGAGGUGCUGAUCAGCUUUCGGUCGAAAAUGCUGAAGGUGCUGAUCAGGUUUCUGCGGAAAAUGCUGAAGGCCAAAAGGAAGAAUCAGGGCUGUCCCUCCGUGAUGCAGGAGACAAGCUCUCAAAGCAAGCUGGUGAGACUGGGAAAGGCGAAGUGGCGCCUCUGACUCCAGAGAAGUGCCCAAAACCGGACAAGUGGAGCAGACUUGAUGUCCAGCUUGAGCACUUUGACCGUAGUCGCUUGGGCAAUGACCGCCCUUCUCAGCAAGAGCCACAUGUAACCAGCAGCCCAAGAACACCGGUGAAGAACGACAAAGGAGUUCCAGCGGCAUUCCCUGCAGACACAAUGAGCCCCAUCAAAGUUCUUGAGAGGCCUCGGAGUCGUGGUGCUGCUGCCGAGGGUAAGGACACAGGUCCAAUGCCAGGCUGGGCUUGGGGAUGCACUUCAGAGUUCAAGCCUGCUAGAAAAGUUGCAAGUGUGGGGCAUCAGGCGGAAAUGCUAACUGCCCUGCUGCUGCCCCGGAUGCAGCGAGCGGAAGUGCUGCGGAGAGUGGACCAAAAGGAAGUGCUAAUGCUGCCGCCCCGGAUGCAGCGAGCGGCCGGGCUCUUGAGACACAAAGAUGUGGUUCAAAGAUGUGAAGAGAUUGACAACAUUGAAGUGCUGCGGAGAGUGGACCAAAAGGCACGGGCCCUUGGAAGGGAAAUGGAAGUGCUAAUGCUGCCGCCCCGGAUGCAGCGAGCGGCCGGGCUCUUGAGACACAAAGACGUGGUUCAAAGAUGUGAAGAGAUUGACAACAUUGAAUGGCUGGCGAAACGAGAUUUGAUAGCUGCGGAAGUGCUACCUGAUGGAAAUUGCGCCGUAUGGUCGCUCUUGUCGUUGGAGGCCAAGAAUCCGUUCCUGCCAGCUUGGGACCACAAGAAAGCUGCAGAGGAGAAACGUGAAGAGAUUGCAAAGAAACUGGAGGAAGCUUCAGCUUCGAAGGGAUGGCGGGCUCUUUACUCAGUCAUGUAUGAUGUGAUGCAGCCAACUCAGGAGGAAGAUGUCCAGAAAACUGCAGUGAAAAAAGAUCCCGGCACUCCAUCAAAGCGGCCGAAGCCAAAUCCGCCGAUCUUUAUGGAUUUGACCACGCCGCCCAGGAAAGCGAAGGAGGUAAUGGUCGAUGGUGCACAGCGUGGGGCUUAUCCAGAAAAGCGGCAGAUAGAAAAUCCUGUUUUCGGUGCAGAACCUGCCGCAGAUCCUUUCCCGGCAGCAAAGGACAAAGCCCAGAAAGCAGACUUCAAAGCCAAUGUGGAGAAGGCGUUAGGCCAAUCUGCACAACGGCCUGCAGCCCCGAAAAGGAAACUGAAUCCUGCCACAGAGGAGGAAGAGGAGGAAGAGGAUGCGGAGGAGGAAGACGCUCCGAAGAAGAAGAAGAAGAAAAAGAACAGAACCUGCAAAGUGAGGGUGAAGCAAGACAGCGACAAGAGAGUGGCAGCUGCGAAGGCCUACUUAGGCUCCAUCGGCAUAUCAUGGCUAUCCUCGCAGGCUUACCAUGGGGAGUACAAGUGGAAAAACCUACCCCAGCGCACUGCCUUCAGCAAUCUCUAUGCCAAGCUCUUGGAGGGGGAGUUGCCAGAGUGUUUAGUUUGUGUGGAGAUGCUGAAAGCAAAGGAAUUCAACAAAGAUGGUUUCGAAGCCGUCGUAGAGAGUGCCACAGAUCCUUCAAAGCAAUCUCCAGUUUCCCAACGACUCCAGGCUUUGUGUGAACAGUUGAAGGCCGUCGAGAUCCAACGUCAAGCAGAUGCCUCAGAUAUGGCAGAGGGGGAGAAGGAGGAGGCAGCUAUGGCAGCUAUGGCAGAGGGGGAGAAGGAGGAGGCAACUGACGAGGAGCAGGAUGAGGUGACAGAAGGCCAAGAGGAGCCGAAUGAUAAUGAGGUCAAGAACAGUCGUCGCCAGCCGGAGGGCAAAGUGUUUGAAUGUAGCAGAUUGAAAAAGGACUGUGUCCGGCACUACAUCAAGCAGCACUGUGGACCAGAACAUCUGAAUGCAGUGGCAGAGAUGAUUUCUCGAAUAGCUUGUGAACAGAAGUCACUUGGUGAGGAUGAGUCGUGUGGUGGCUCGAAGGAGCAAGUGCCAUGUCGUGGCCUUUCCCUCACUCAUGGCAGCAUGAGCCAGCUUUCGAAAUACAAAGAUGACUUUGUGCUGUGGGUGAGGUACACCAAGCUGAACCAGGAGGGUGGCAAGCACGAGUACACCUUCGUUGCAGCUCGUGAGGAACUUCUCGUUCAGCAUCAACAUUGUGAGAAGAUCGUGUGGAUCAAACCAGGUGAAGAGGCAACCUGCCCAAAGUGCAACAACACGGAGAUGGCAAAACUAGCUGUCAAGUGUGCAACGAAGUUCUCGACUAGGUAUUGGGCCGCAAUCCUCCUCUCUUCAAAGCUGUUCAAAGGGGAAGAGCACACAGAAAGCUUGAUUUCCAGCCUGAAGGCAACACACCUCUACAAUAUGAGGAAGGACAGCUUAGAAGCUGUCAUCCCACCUGCUGAGGCAGACACAGCAUCUUUGCAGAAGCUGCAAAAAUUUGUGAGGAUGUCUUGGACCAGAACUCCAAAAGAGAACCACACUGAACUCAGCAUGGCUUUCAUGGUGGAGGUGGUGAACCCAGUUCUUUCAGUGAACACGGUGGACUGCACAGGUGACAUGCAGAAGUUGGCCAACCAGUUCACAUCUUUGAUCUCUUCGCAGAACUUUGAGCCAGACAGCCUCGAAGCUUUGAACUUGCGAAUCUUGAAAGGCACGGCUGGGGGCAAGCUGUCACAAAACCCAGCUGCAAUGGGCAUAGUUCUACAAUGUCUUGAGCUCAUAGGCAGAUCGGAGCGCGGUGUGUCCAUGAAGAAACGCCGCAAAAUGGGGGACAGGGAGGAAGGGAUGGUCCAUGAGGCCGCAAUGCUCUUGGCCAGCAAUGGCUGCAGCGCUGAACUCAUGCAGCAGAUGGGCUUCAACAAGGAGUCGACUUUGAAGACUCACAAUCGCCUGGACAACUUGCUGGAGCAAAGCCUGCCAUGCCCGGCUCUUUCUUUGUUGUUCCCCGGCAUCAUCGAGCGCAACAUGCAGCUCAUCGACAGCAUCAUUCCUCGACAGAUAGCCCGCAGGAGAAGGAUGUGUGUCGCAUUUGACUUCACGUACUUAACCCCCAUCCACAGCACGGUCCAACUACAUGGGAAGAAGGCCCUGGUCGGCAGCCCGUUCACCAUGAAAGACCUUUCCACGGAUGCUCCUGGCAGCUUUCAACAGAUUCUGCAGGGGAGAGAGAUGGGGAACCGAGUCAAGGCCAAUCGGAUGUGUCUGGGCUUGUUAGUUGGCAAGAUCGGGCCUGAAAAGGUUGGAGCUGGUGGUUUGGGACCCAAGCUCUUCGAGCCUUCAAUGCUGGAGCCCGAUGAGCUUACCUCUCUCCUUAAAGAAGUUUUCAGAAUGCUGGAUGCUUUUGCAGACAGGGCCUCAGAGUAUUGCAAGCUGUUCAUCUGUGAUGGAGAAGCUUGCAACUCCAUUCUGAAAUCGGCCAUUUGCGGCCAGUUGUCCCCAGAGCUCAAGCGGAAGAUGUUCCAAACCAAAUUCUUUUCUCGGCUACGGCAUGUUCCCAUUCAGGGUUUGGAGGAGCUUCCUCACUUUCCAAUCAGAUCGUGUUUUCUGGAUGACGGCGAUCCCAUCUUUUGCAUGCCGGGGUCGGCCCAUGCAGUGAAGAAUGCGGCAGGCCAGGUUUGCAGCGAGACAAAGGUGCCUUACUUUGGGCGGCAUUUCUGUGAUGCCACGGGUGCCUUGGAAUUCUCCUUGCCAAUUCCAGCCUACGUCCGGAAGGAUGGCAUGUCUGACCGUUUGUCAUCGAAUGCUGCUCUGGAAUGUUUCCACCGCUAUGUGCGUGGUGCCUUCGGCUGGUUUAGGGAAAGGUGCGAGUUGGCAAUAUGUGGACACAUUUGCUACGAUUUGUGGGCCUUGACGUCCUCGCAGAGAGAGAAAGAGCAAAACGUUGCAAAAGGUAAGUUCCAACUUGCCCACCAGACGCGUCGAAAUCUACAAGCAGUUGCGCUUUCCACAGUGGCGAUGUGCGCCUCAAAAAGUGAUGAUUGGGAUGCCUUUCGUCACCCACAUGGUUUGUCAGAGAUCCAUAUCGAGAGGUUUUUCGGGCGUCUCCGUGCCUAUUCGGCUUCAGGGGAUCUGUCUGCAAGACAGUUAUGGAAUGCAGAAGCAGUACAGAUGAGACGUCUUUCAAAGACAAAGCCUGCAGGCCACGUUCCAACCGCUGCAGAAGAGACACCUUUGAACGCGGCACAGCUGAGAUCCUGCGCGCAGAAUGCUUUGAAUGCAGCGUUGCAGCUGGUGUCCCAGGCUAGCGGGAUCGCCUCGGGGAAUUUGCUCAGGGAGUACAUGGCAGAGAGUGUAGGCGACUUCUUUGAGAUAGAAGAGGAGGAGACAAUCAAUGAGGAUCUGCUUGGCGAAGGUCAAGUUGAUGAAGUGAGAGCAGUGCUGCAUCAAAUUGAGCAAGUUGCUGCAGAUGAGCACAGAAACGAAGCGGCCUUGGAUGAGUCUGAGGCACCACCUCAUGAUGCUGACCUGGAGUUGCCAGAUGGCCUGGCAUUGGUGGAGCUGACAUCACAUGAUCCAGCAGACACAGCUGCGGCGAAGGAGAUCUCCGACAUGGAAAACUUCCCGCAGACUCUGAAGGCUGCGUUGGCGAAGGAUGGCAACAUAUGGUCCAACCUUUGGCAAUUGGCUGUGUUCCUGAGAUGCUCAGUUGGUGGCAUGGAUUCCGCCUACCUGAAGAAGGGUGAGGUGAUCAGACAGAGGGCGCGUAAACUCAAUUGGCAUCAGACUUUGGAGCAUGAGCUGAAAGAGAUCAGGGAGCAGGAGGAUGAGAUGCUGGCUGGACAGCGUGGCUCCCGUUUGGCAAAAUGGAUUGCAACCAGCGACAAUGUGAGACAGCAAGCUGGGCUGACAGCACCUGAAGCGAUGAAGAUUGGGAAGGUCGUGGUGUUGCACACAGGCACGGCGGAAGUGGCCCUUGUGCACACCAUGUGGCCAAACUCGAAAAAACCAAAGCCGUGCGUUCAGGAGCUUCCCCUGGAUCGUGUCAAGUGCUUCAGGGCCACAAUCUUGCUGGAAAAAGAAGGUUCGGAUGCGGUGUCUCCAACGGAAUUCACUUGGAUGUACACACCUGAGAAUGUGCUUGCAAUCCUGGAUGUUAUGGAGGCGGACGUGGCAAGCGGCAAAAUCGUGCUGACACCAAGCUCCAAGGCAGCGUUGUCAACUUUGAAGGCCCAAGAGCUGCCCGAAUUGGAGGUGAAGAACAGACGAAAGCGCCGAGCAAAGGAAACCGCAGAAAAGGAAGCUUCAGCAUCAUCCGCCAAACUUUCCUUCAAGUCCGUGGCCAAAAAGGUGAAGAUGGUUGCAGCAGCAUCCGCAGCAGGAGAUCCUUCCCAGGCCGAUGAAGCGAGUCUCAUCGGACCAGACGACAUCAGACGAAGCAUCGCAGGCAGGAAUGCCAUCAAGCGCUUUGCCUCGAAGCUUCUGGACUUGGAUGCUCUGCAUUUUGCAGAGCAGCCAUGCUUUGACCUCCUCUCCCGCGAGUGCACGUUGAAAGUGGCUAAGGGGUACAAACGCAAAGACUUCCUCAACCACAUUCCGUUGUAUUUCCAGUACGAAUACUUUUCAGUCAGAUCUCCGGAGCACUAUGGGCACAAGGUCCACUGCGCUCUCACGAAGAUCUUGGUGGAACUGCAAAACCCAGUUCCUGAAAGGAAAGGACUGCAGAAGCUGAUUGCGGACUGCAAGUCUUGCAAGCUGAAGGGGUCAGUCCAAGCAUGA